AUGAUAGGCAUAAAUUCAUAAAUCAAAAAAAAUUAGUUUGACACAAGUUAUAAAAUAAUCUUAAGACAAAAAUAAUAGAAGUUCCAACUGAUUAAUAGGAUUAAUUUAGCAACAUUCUCAACCAUUAAUUAUGAGCCUUCAAUAAGAGAAGAAAAGAAAUUCUAUCCUUAUCAUCAUAAUUAAUAUUAUUUGCUCCUUUCGAAACUCUUCUUUCCAGAUCUAACAGGAUAUUCAUUAUUUGAAAAAAAUUAAAAAAAGAACGCUUACCAAAAUUAUCAUAUUGGGAAGAUCUAAAAUAAAAUGAUGAGGAUUCUUAAAAAAUUGAGUAACAAAAUAAAAGAAAAAGUAUCUGUUACGAUUUAAUAAACAUAAUAUUUUUGCUAAUUAAAAUUUAUUAUCUUAGAUUUUUUACUUAUUAUUGAAGCUCCAGCAAAGAAUUGGGAAUCUAUCACAAUGAAUAAAGUAGUUAAAAUUGCUUUAAAAAAUCAAAAGGAUGAUGCAUAUCCAUCCGUUCUAAACCUAUUGUGUGUGUUUUUUUAACUAGCAUAAUUAUAAUUUGGCAAAGAUUUUCUCAAUCAAAGCAAGGAUUAUUCUUAUUAAUUUAGUUUAUUAAAAGUUAACUAAAUUAAGUGCUUAUUCAAUAGCUGAAGCGAAUAGGUAAAAAUUUUAAUUUAGCCUCUGGUGAUAUCAAUUAUCCUAAAUAUGUCUUUAUUAAAGUCCAUUUAGUAUUAGAAUAAUCUAUAGUAGUGUUUGUUUUUUGUCCAUGAUUUUUGGAUACUACAUAUUAUGAUAUAGAUUUAAUCGGCCUAUUGGCUUGAUUGCACUCGCAAUGAAAGUGAAUCCCUAGAAAUAAAAUUGGAUUUGACCUAGAAUUCAGUUAAAGAAUUUUCCGUCUUAUUGGAUUAGAAAUUUAUUCAGGAGAAGCUUGGGGCCUGUAUUGGUAGAGUUGGUUAUUUCUGUAGAUAGUGGCUCUUCAAAAAUUGA
Molecule: messenger RNA, 984 nt
Organism: Paramecium primaurelia
Lineage: Eukaryota; Ciliophora; Oligohymenophorea; Peniculida; Parameciidae
Source: the annotation of a GenBank genome assembly